Messenger RNA from Carassius auratus (goldfish), 2387 nucleotides. RefSeq names its product BMP and activin membrane-bound inhibitor homolog (Xenopus laevis) b (gene bambib). Gene Ontology annotation, biological process: transforming growth factor beta receptor signaling pathway; positive regulation of canonical Wnt signaling pathway; negative regulation of transforming growth factor beta receptor signaling pathway. Lineage: Eukaryota; Metazoa; Chordata; Actinopteri; Cypriniformes; Cyprinidae. Gene Ontology annotation, molecular function: frizzled binding. The record is from RefSeq and is a predicted model, not a curated record. Bases 452 to 1225 code for a protein of 257 amino acids. The transcript is spliced from 3 exons.
GGGCACAUGGGGAGGCAACAGUCACAACUCACGCCUGUGAAUGAACAGUCCCAGCGGCUCGAUGACUCUUAUAGGAGGAGCUGCUCUCAUUCUCAAGUCUCCUACAUUUAAGAGCACCCAAGCGGACUGUAUACAGGAGAUUAUCCUUCUGAAUAGUUGAGAAGUCUUGACAAUCUCGCGUUCGAAUUCAAACAAAGAUGGAUUGUGUCUAACAUGGGUUUUUAAAUUGUAUUCAAACAACUCCACGUCGGCUUUUCUGUGCUCCGAUGAUUUUAUCUGGAAGUCUUGAAGAGCAGCGAGGACUAAACUACGAUGUGAUCAUUUCUAUCCAAAGAUGUUACGAAAAGUUAACGAAGCAAGUUGGAACACAUCGUGGACACUAAUACAGUGUUUCUGGCUAUAAAGUCCGUAUAGAUGCGAAUCUGAAAGGCAAAGAAAGUGUUUUUGUCCAAUGCAGCGGAACAGCAGUCUCGUUUCCAUUUGGCUUCAGCUCGAGCUGUGCGCGAUGGCUGUUCUCCUCACUAAAGGAGAAAUACGGUGUUACUGCGAUGCCCCCCAUUGUGUGGCCACCGGUUACAUGUGCAAAUCAGAGCUGAAUGCCUGUUUCACCCGCACCUUGGACCCUCAAAGUGCCACGUCUCCUUUAUCUCAUGGAUGCUACGACCCUCUGUUGAACUCUGGAAAAACUUGCCAUCCAGAGUCUACCCAUGACACCAUUCAUGGAUCUGCCACACUUCAGUGUUGCCAUGAGGAUAUGUGCAAUUACAGAGGCCUGCAAGAUGUCACAUACAGAGGAAGUGAAAUUCAUGACAAACGGCGACAUCAGACCGAAGGUAGCCGUCACGUGAUUGCACGACUACAGGAAAUUCCUUCCUCCAAGGAGGUAUGGUUCCGUGCUGCGGUCAUCACUGUACCCAUUGCCGGCGGCCUCAUCUUGGUCCUCCUCAUCAUGCUCGCCCUGCGUAUGCUGCGCAGUGAAAACCGCAGACUGCGACAACAACGGAGAGAAAUGCUGUCUCGCCUUCAUUACAGCUUUCAUGGCCAACACCUCACCAAGAGUCAUGUGGCGCAACUGGACUUAGAGUGUAUGGUUCCAGUAGGAGGCCAUGAGAACUGCUGCCUGACCUGCGACAAGAUUCAGCAGUCCGACCUUACCAGCCAAAGACUUCUUUCAUUGGUCAGCUGGGGAAAGUAUAGUGGCCAAGGCAAGCUGGAGUUUGUGUGAUGGCUUAAGAAUUUGCUUUCCUCCGUGAGACUUGUUUGGCUAAAACUUUUUAUACGUUUUAUUUCCACCGUUCUAAAAGAGGUACUACAAACAAGAACUCAAAAGAGUACACUUGAAAGCUCUAACCAUAUGGUUGUUGCUCUUGAAGCACUUUACUUGAAUUAGAGACUUUGAGGAGAAGACUGCUUGUAUUAUAGGCUGCGACGAGGAGCGGCUUCGUGCUGGUAUUCUUUAUCACCGAAGGAUUCCAAAAAAAUGUAUUUUGGUUUUAUCAUUUGCACUUUUUGUAUAAAGAAUCCAUGGUUUAUUUGCUUUAAUAGUGGAGUAAAACCAGUGUAUCAACACUUGUAAAAAAAAUUGUAGGGGUACAAUAUCUUGUCACUGGGGCAGUACCCUCAAAGGGACAUCUUUGUACCUUGUUUAGCCCUAAUAGUCAAAGGUACCUUAAGGAUACAUGUUAUUCAUCUAAGGUAUUAAUAUACACUUUUUAGGGGUAGAUAAGGUCUUGGUGACAUGCUGUUGUAUCAGUAAGGUAGUUUUUGCUAAUUUUCACAGUGAAUGAUGACCGCUGCUGUGUGAAUGUAUGACUCUCAAUGUUAAAGGGAUAGUUCGCUGAAAAUAUACAUUUCUGAAACCAUUUACUCACUUUCAAACUCAAAAAUAUGGGCUUUCUGUUGUUUUUGAUCAUACAGUGCCUCUGAAAUGGACAUAAAGGUUGUGUAUAAAUUGAAGUCAUCCAUAUCCAUAACUCAAGUCAUUUUAUUAAUUUUCUGAAGCAUCAUGUCCACUUAAAACAACAAGCCAAACAAUUUACACGGUUUAUCAUAUCAAAUCAUUGAUAAACUUGUGUAUACAGAGCACAAAUGUGCCAAAAACGUCAAACCUUAUCGGUGCAUGUGUCAUAAUCUAAAGGAGGUUAAAAGUUUUGAACUUUCAUUGUUUGGAAAAAAAACAUACACCAGAAACAUUCUCCAAAUACAUUAAUUUGUGUUCCGCAGAAAAUAAUAGACUGAAAUGUCAUGAGGGUGAGUAAAUGAUCACCAGAUUUUAAGCAUUUUGACGAACAAUCCCUUUAACAUUUCACCAGUCAUCUCUGACCUGCUUGUAGAUUGUGCUCACUGUAAAGAUGUUUCACUGUAAAUAUUACAUGUUCAACAAGGAA